Molecule: messenger RNA, 1155 nt
Organism: Fonsecaea nubica
Lineage: Eukaryota; Fungi; Ascomycota; Eurotiomycetes; Chaetothyriales; Herpotrichiellaceae
Exons: 1
Coding region: 1-1155 (384 amino acids)
Source: RefSeq, a predicted model, not a curated record
AUGUUUCCUACGAGCUUCCUCCAGGCCAUUAUCCACAGCUUGAUCUUAUCUCCCACACAAACCUCUGAUUUACAAACAAACAAGAUGCUGGCGACACCUUCUCUUCAACUGGCUGCCUCUCUUGGCGCGAUCUUGAACUCCGCAGCGGCGACUGCGACACCCACACCCUCGUCCUGUGGCUUAUUGGUGGACGCAGCGCCCAGAACGCCUCAACCGUACGUGCUGCCGAAUCUGCAGGGCCACGCCGUGGAUUUCGGGGGCUUAAUUAUCCGAACACUGGUCCCAAACACCACAUCGUCGGGUGCCUUUUCACUUGUUGGCGUCAACUCAGGGCCAGCCCCUCUCAACCUCAUCCAUUAUCACAAAGAGAUUGAAGCCUUUUACACCCUCAAGGGGAGUGUACAGGUCUUUCAUAACACUGACACCGGUCGUGAGCUGCGUGCCAAUGAUUUCGUGUUCCUGGCCCCGGGUAACAACCAUACAUAUCGUCCCAAUGAUCUCGACUUCCAGCUCACGCUGGGAAUGGCUCCUGGGGGAAUUGACCGGUUCUUCGCCGCCGCCGGUAAUCCUUACAACUCACGCGCCCCGUUUGACCCCCAAGAUGCCUCGCAGCUCAACGUGACCAAAGUUCUGGGGCUGAUGCCUCAGUACAACAUCGUCCCCGAACCUCUGAAUACCAUCAACCUCGAUUGGACAAAUGGAACUACAGCAGAUGGCUUGGACACCUGGCAUAGCGCCGACCAAUCUUUGCCAGAGGAUCCCACGCAAGCCUACUUCAUCUCCAGCAACCGCGGGCCCAAAUACCUUCAUCGGAGUUCAGGCCAGGUUAUCGCUCAACUCGCAUCUGGCAAGCAGACCAGUAACAAGCUCAGCGUCGCCAGUAUAGUCAUCAAGCCCCACAAGAAGCAGUCUCGGCUUCAUUUCGCCGUUGACCAGGCAUUCCAAGUCACAGAAGGUCAACUCCACCUUCAAAUUGGUGGUGAGGAAGCACAAUUGAUCUUUGGUGACCUUGCUUUCAUCCCAAUGGGCACGCCUUUCAGCUACUGGUCGACCGUGGGGUUCACCAAAAUGGUCACCUGGGCUGCGGGCUCAGGGCUCGCCGACAGUCUGAUUUCGGAGGCUGAGGCGUGGGCGCAUGGAGUUUGGCCCGCGUAA